AAAUAAAUGAAUUCUUCACAAAGCUCAUUUACUGAUCUCAACGAUUGGGCUUUAGUUUACUAAAAUCUCCAAACCAUUGAACCAGAUUAUUUAUCUUCAAAGCUUAAAUUGCAUUUCAAGACUCUACCCAAUUUUGAUGAGUUUAUAAAACUUUAUGAGUCAUCAAAAAUUGGAUGUGAUGAAGUUUGGAAUCAAAAUGAAGAGAUUUUCUUAUAACUCCUCGUCUUGAGUCUAAAUCCUAGAUGCAUAAAGGUAAAUUAUUUUGUUUUAAUAAUUUAAAGAAUCGAUUUGAUUGGGAGAAGGUCCAAAAGUUAAUGCCAAAGUUUAGGAGUCUAUCAGAAUUGUGCUUUAAAUUCUAAUCUUUCUAUAAAGCACAACUUCCAAGAUAACCCUGGUCUUCUUUUGAAGAUAAAACUUUGUUGUAAAUCAUUUUGUAUUUAUCUUUAUCUAUAAUAUAGGGAUAACAACAGUCGUUGUAAGAAAAAAUGGAGCUCUAUUGCAAAUUAAUACAAUCUAAUCUGUAAAUCUGAAAUUCUUAGAAAUGCUAAACAAUGUCGAGAAAGAUGGAAUAAUAAAUUAGAUCCACAAAUUAAUAGGUAAUAAUAUAAAAUUUAACAAACUUAGAGAACCAUGGUCUAAAUCUGAGGAGUUACACUUUCUUCAAUUGCUUCUUCAGAAUGGACGAAGGUGGGCUGACAUAUCUUUGAAAUUGUCAAUGAUCACCAAAUACAAGAGAAGAACUGAAUUUGCUCUUAAACACAAAUUCAAAUAACUAUAGAAAUAUUAUGGUAUUCUUAUACAUUCUAUUUACAAGGUCACAAAGCUAAAAGUCUCAACAAGGUUGAUUUCGAAAUCAGUCCUCGAUGGAAUAUCCAAGAAGUUGAUAUGAUUCUAUCCAAAAUACAGAUUCUAUAAGAAAAAUAAAAAAAGAUUCUUACUCAAGAAUAUUCUUUUUGUGAAUUUUUGAGUACAGAUUCUCAACUUUCUUUAGUGAUUAUCAAAAAUGGAUGCUUAACCAAAUUGUGAUGGUUUCUAUAAAUCUAACAAUUAUAAAUAUUUAUAUAUUAA
Molecule: messenger RNA, 1068 nt
Organism: Paramecium sonneborni
Lineage: Eukaryota; Ciliophora; Oligohymenophorea; Peniculida; Parameciidae
Source: the annotation of a GenBank genome assembly